This is a messenger RNA of Mauremys reevesii (Reeves's turtle), 1630 nucleotides long. RefSeq names its product charged multivesicular body protein 2a. The record is from RefSeq and is a predicted model, not a curated record. Lineage: Eukaryota; Metazoa; Chordata; Testudines; Geoemydidae. Gene Ontology annotation, cellular component: multivesicular body; ESCRT III complex. Bases 271 to 933 code for a protein of 220 amino acids. The transcript is spliced from 7 exons. Gene Ontology annotation, biological process: protein transport; late endosome to vacuole transport; endosome transport via multivesicular body sorting pathway.
CACACACACACACACUCUCUCUCUCUGUGGUACCCGCGGGGGCGGGGCUCCGCCCACCACCACCGUCACCUGACGCCCCGCCCUUCGCGUGCUCUGUGACGUCAUCGGGGCCAAGGCGGAAGUGAGAGAAGGAAACAGACUGACCGAGAGCGGCGGCAGCGGCUCGCUCUGUGUGUGCGUACCUGACUCCAGCGUUUCCUGCCUCCUCCAGCCGCCACCCCCUGUAACGAGCCUGCUUUCUCCCCUGGGCCGCCCCUUGUCCCGCUCAGCAUGGACCUGCUGUUCGGGCGCCGGAAGACGCCGGAGGAGAUGCUGCGGCAGAACCAGCGGGCCCUGAACCGGGCCAUGCGGGACAUGGACCGUGAGCGGCAGAAGCUGGAGACCCAGGAGAAGAAGAUCAUCGCCGACAUCAAGAAGAUGGCGAAGCAGGGGCAGAUGGAUGCGGUGAAGAUCAUGGCCAAGGACCUGGUGCGAACCCGGCGCUACGUCAAGAAAUUCAUCAUGAUGCGAGCGAACAUCCAGGCCGUGUCACUCAAGAUCCAGACCCUCAAGUCCAACAACUCCAUGGCCCAGGCCAUGAAGGGCGUCACCAAGGCCAUGGCCACCAUGAACAGACAGCUGAAGCUGCCCCAGAUCCAGAAGAUCAUGAUGGAGUUUGAGAAGCAGUCGGAGAUCAUGGACAUGAAGGAGGAGAUGAUGAAUGACGCCAUCGAUGACGCCAUGGGGGACGAGGAUGACGAGGAGGAGAGCGAUGCUGUGGUGUCCCAAGUGCUGGAUGAGCUGGGCCUGACCCUGACGGAUGAGCUCUCCAACCUGCCCUCGACUGGGGCCUCGCUCAGCGUCACGGCCGGGAAGAAGGCCGAGCCCUCCGCGGCGCUGGCGGAUGCCGACGCCGACCUGGAGGAGCGGCUGAAGAACUUGCGCCGGGACUGAGGGGCUGGGGCUGCCCCCCUCCCUCCCCACACUGUGCUCCCCCAGGCACCCCACCCACUGCUGGCCUCUGCUCUCAACACUCCAGGGGCUGCGACUGCUGCCUCUGCCCUUCUCUGGGUACUUCCCCUCCCCCCACCCCUCUGCCUAUGUGGGGGGCUAGGUGGUGGGGUGGAGGGUCCCAGUUUGGGAGGGCAAGUCCCCACCCCAAGUUAAUGGGGGGGGUUGGCUAUGGGGCUGCUGCGGCUGUCCGGGGGGCAGGGGAAUCAUUUCUGUGGGUGGGGGCUCUUAACCCUUUAGCUUCCAGCUCAAGUACACUACAGGUGGGGGUGUCUUUUCUGCAAUGGCCGUCACCCCCCAGGAGCUGCCAGCUCAGGCUGGAUUCAUCCCCCCCACAGAGAGGGGGAGGCUGGCUCUGGGGAGAAGCAGAUUGGAAGAUGCACCAGCCCAGGGAUAUAUGUGUGUGUGUGUGUGUGUCUGUGCUGGUGCGGGGGCUGGGCUUAUAGGAUGGGGGCAGCUGGGCGCACUCACUAAAGCCUGGAUCUGGGGGGCACAGGUUGGGAGCCCCCCUUCCUCUCCUCCUGGCACAGAACUCUCCAUCCUGUGCACAGGGACGGGGGGCGGGGCUGCGCUCAGGCCCUCCUGCCUCCAUCUGCUGGCUGGCUGGGGGAGGGGCUGUAAUAAAGACUGUAGAUUUGUA